Messenger RNA from Dufourea novaeangliae, 699 nucleotides. RefSeq lists its product as uncharacterized. Lineage: Eukaryota; Metazoa; Arthropoda; Insecta; Hymenoptera; Halictidae. The transcript has 2 exons. The coding region runs from base 1 to 699 and encodes 232 amino acids. The record is from RefSeq and is a predicted model, not a curated record.
AUGAACGGAAAAUUGCUGAUCGUUUUGUCGUUCGCCGUGUUCGCGACGGCUAAGGAUGAGGCGACCGUGGCCAACAUGGAGACCAGGCUGACCAGGGCGAUGGACGACCUGAACCGAAGGGAUACCAUCAAGAUCUACGGUGACAUGUUCACGCUCGAGAAAGUGGACGUCGACCAGGACGUCGCCAUUGACAGAGCCAGCGAAGACACUUUGGUCUGCGGAAUUGAGAAAUUCCUGAGGACUCGCAGGUUCCAGAUCCACUUCCCCAACGAUGGAUCACCGGCUGAUAUGUUUGGACGCGCUCUGGGACAGAAGGACGUCGGGGUCGAGCUUAGGGGACUCACUGAAGGAGCUUCGGAAGCCCGAACCAAGCUGAAGAAGAUCAUCCUGCCGCUUCUGUUGGCCCUCAAACUGAAGGCCAUCAUCGUCCUGCCCAUCGUCAUCACUCUGAUUGGAUUGAUCGGAAUCAAGGGACUCGGCGCAGGCUUGAUGUCCUUGCUUCUAUCGGGAGCUGUAGCCUUGAAGUCACUGCUGACACCUCCUCCGCCGUAUCCUGCCAGAGUUACUUAUGGGAUCGUGAAGCCUGAUGUUCAUCACGAGCAUUGGCACAGGUCGCAGGAAGAGGUCAACCAACCGUACAGGGGUUGGGCGCCGGAGUUCAACCCUGAACAGUACCCUUACCAGGACGCGCCAUUGUAG